GCCUGCUGCGCCCGCGGCAGCCAGUGUGACACAACGCGUCGGAGCUCGGUCACGUCCAAGAACUCCACCCUGUUGUCAGAGGUCCCUCGAGGAUUCUGCCUGCAGUGUGAUUUGCUGUUUUUUCUCCCGUUUUAUUUUUCCUUCUGACGGCGCACAUUUGCCGUCUGCGAUACCCUGCCUCGCCCACUGUUCUGUGUCGUCUGCUCACGUACGGCGUGAUUGCUAGGGCUGUAAUUAAGGCGCGGCCUUUCGACGGAAGUGCAAAAAGGUAAAAAAAAAGGAAAAGUGCUGGAAAAGCGUUCCCUAUGCCACUGGUCACCCAUCAGUCCUUGUCGGGACAUGGGACGGGCCUGUCUUCUGGUCUCCGCCUGUCUUCUGGUGGCCGCUUCUACGGUCGUCCGGGCGCAAAGGGACACGGACUUCUACUUCGGCACCAGGGUGCGCUGCCACACGUGCGACGCCGACUUCACCAUCGAGAAGUUCUCGGUGGACCACCCCUGCCUGGUUGGACAGCGAGAGAGGGACGUGGCCUACUGUAGCGUCAACUCAAACUUCUGUAAGGUGGAGGUGACGCGCCUCAACGGCGUGCUGGUGACGUACUCGCGGCGGUGUGCCGACAAAUGCUCCCCGAAUUGCUACGAGAAGGGCUUCGGCAUGCUCAGGGAGCAGUGCACCUACUGCUGCCGCCGCAACCCCGCCUGCGGGGAGAAGCGCAAGCCCUGACGCCCGCCGCACGGCGUACCCACUGCCGCCACCACAGCGCAUCCUUCCAGCCCAGCACGCGCAGUAGUAGGCCAGCCAUCGCCGCCGCCGAGGCGGGCGUCGGGGCCCCAGACAGCGUCGGGCCAGCCUCCGAGCUCCGUAGGGACCGCCACGAGCCUUCCUCCUUCCUCCUCGCCUGCUGGCAAAUCCUGGUGGCCGCCAUCGGCCACUGUCGCCGCAGCCUUCCUCGCCACGCGUCUCUGCUGCGCUGCCUGCUGAUCGCCGACACGUGACAGAGCCCUCUGUAGUGCACCCGUGCCCUUCUUGAGCACCGUGUUUGUACAUAGUGUCUGGCAAAGCUGAAGGAGAUCGCAGGCGCCACCGCUCAACCCUCGCCGCGUCACGUUAAUCGGAGCCGGUCGUUUUACCGCGACCGGCUCGGCAGAUGAACCAAUGCAGCUUUCCUGUAGCUACAGAAAUUAUGCCGGAAAAGGUGUUCCAGCAGGCAGUGUGUCGUUCAUUUCUACUUAUAGCUGCUCCCAAGUGUUGCGAGAGACAGGAGAAAAAUGACACAUACUUAACGUAACCGUGGUUUCGCUGGUAGGUAAAACAGAAAAUGAACAAAACUAAUUAAGUUGGGAGAGCUACUGUAAAUUCAUGUUGUAAUGCAACGCAGAAGGAGCCGACAAAAAAGGAUAGAUGUAACGUGUCCCAUCCCUUCUUUACUUUCUCAUUCUGGUCACUUUUUGCAUUGCAUUACAAGAUGCAUUAACUUCUAAUGUGAGUUAAUUCCCCCACGAAUGUGAGGCCACAGUCUCAAAAGUUAAGAGAUUGUGAAUGUUACACACAAUAUUCAGAGAGAAAGUAAAAUUGCAUUUGG
Molecule: messenger RNA, 1582 nt
Organism: Dermacentor silvarum
Lineage: Eukaryota; Metazoa; Arthropoda; Arachnida; Ixodida; Ixodidae
Exons: 4
Coding region: 340-723 (127 amino acids)
Source: RefSeq, a predicted model, not a curated record